CAUCCCUGCCUUUCCUCCAUCAAACCCCAUUUUCUCUCUAUAUAUAUCUUGUCUGUUUUCUACCUAAUUCCUGCCAAUUUCAAGAAACUUAAUCCCGGCCGCCCUGUCCUGGGAUUGUAGCAAUCGCAAGAUUUUAUUUUAUUUUUUGAAUUAGAUGAUCUUUUUGAAUCUGCCGAAAACUCCCCAAAUCUCCUCGAAUUCGAGGUUAUUUUUGCCUCAUUAGGAUUCAAGCAGUCCGUUGAUUUGUUAUUUUUAUUUUAAUUUAUCUUUGGGGUUUUGCGCCGGGGCUUAAUUCGAGGUGGGCGCGAGCUUGAUGAGUUUUGGAAGGGAUGGUGAAUAAUCUGGAAGAUGGGGAGAAAAACCCAUCGAUCGGAGGCAGCAGCGGCGCUACCAGGUCAUGGGGCACCACAUUCUCCAGUCAAUCUGUUUCCACCGGCGGCAGUGUUGGGUCGCCGCCGUCUAGCCGUAGCGAGGCUGCCUUGGCCACUCCGGUCAGCAACGGCACUUUUGAUCGCUCAGAUAACCUUGAUGUUCACCGUGAUGAUGCCCGAUCUCAACCCACUGCUGGGAAGAAGAAGAAAGGUCCGCGAGCAGCACCAGGUGGAGGCGAUAAGAGUAGUAGAGGAUUGCGCCAGUUUAGCAUGAAAGUCUGCGAGAAAGUGGAAAGCAAAGGAAGAACCACAUAUAAUGAGGUAGCAGAUGAACUUGUAGCUGAAUUUGCCGAUUCUAACAAUAGCUUUGCAUCCCCAGACCAGCAACAAUAUGAUGAGAAAAACAUUCGACGCCGCGUUUAUGAUGCUCUGAAUGUUCUCAUGGCAAUGGAUAUUAUUUCAAAAGAUAAAAAGGAUAUCCAGUGGAAGGGUCUACCGCGAGCAAGCAUAAACGAUAUUGAACAGCUAAAGACAGAGUGUCUUGGAUUGAAAAACAAGAUUGAAAAGAAAGCGGCGUAUUUAGAAGAACUUGAGGAACAUUACACAGGUCUUCAAAACCUCAUAAAACGUAAUGAACAGUUGUAUGGCUCUGGAAAUACUCCAACUGGUGGCGUGGCUUUACCCUUUAUAUUGGUUCAGACGCGCCCUCAUGCAACGGUUGAAGUGGAAAUAUCAGAAGACAUGCAACUGGUGCACUUUGAUUUCAACAGCACUCCAUUUGAGCUCCAUGACGACAAAUAUGUCCUCAAGGAGAUGCAAUUCUGCGAAAGACCCCUGCCACGUGCCAAUGGAUGGGAAGGUUCCAGCAACCACGACGCCUUCCAAACUUGUACCCCCAUGCAAAAUAUGUCUGGUAGGCCAUCUUCUUCUUCUCUCCCUGGGAUACUUAAGCCAUGCACCGCCAAGCAUGAGCCCCCACCCCGUACCCCCACCCCACCAUCUAGUAUUUGAUUAUUACUCUGUAUUAUUUAUGUGUACCUGUCUAGCAUCUGUACAUCAUGUACAAUAUUAUGCUUUUAGUCUGGAUCCCGAGACCCCCGCCCCCCCACCCCUCCCCAUUGCCUUAUAGUGUAAAACAAUUAAAAAAUUAUUUUCUCACCUCUUGGAUUUGCUAUUCACUCCCUCGUCUCUUUAUUUCAUUUCUCAUCCUACUCCUUCUCUCAAUUUGCUCCUCUGGUCCAUUGAAUCCAAAAUUGCUGUUGUCCUCAACCCUCUCUCAAGUAAAUUGCUGCAAUUUAAUUGCUUGGAUUGCCCGUAGGAUGAGUCUCAUCUCCGAGGACUUCUCAGACUCAUCCGGACGAUCAAUGAAAGGAGGUAAAUGAG
Molecule: messenger RNA, 1754 nt
Organism: Cuscuta campestris
Lineage: Eukaryota; Viridiplantae; Streptophyta; Magnoliopsida; Solanales; Convolvulaceae
Source: the annotation of a GenBank genome assembly